AUGUCUCUCAUGCAAAAGCCUUCCAAAAUCCGAGAGAAUGAUGAGGAAGACGAAACAGAUGAGGAAGAUGUUCAAAAUGUAGCACCAACUCAUUCCAAGAGUAGGAUCGGAAAAGAUCCUAUUCAACCCUCUAACUCUUCCGCUAAACCUACUCGACCAGAAACAACACCCCAUCAUCCAAUAUCAACCAUAACACCACAACAACAAACAACAACGAACAGCAACAUGACCAUCCAUCCACAUCACCACAUACGUGACAAACAUUCUAAUGAGCACUCCAAGUUAGAAAUGUACAAACAUAUUAAACCUUUGAGUGUCGAUGACUUGACAGGAGGAAGAGGAAAAAUAUCAUAUCCUUCUCUCGACCAAGUUCUUAAUUCAGAUGAUUGGUUAAGUGGAGACAAUGUUUGGAUGAGUUAUGUGUUACCUUCUGCACCUCCUAUGGAGAGCCAUGAAGAUCAAAUCUCUUUUCCAAACAUUCAUGAUCAAAUUUCAAAUAAUACCUUACAAUACAUUUUACCACCCAUCUUACAGCAUACCCAUCAUCAUAAUGAAGAAUUACCCUAUAAUUCAGAAGAAAUUCAAGAACAAGAACAACAAACAACUCCACCCAAACUACCACCCAUUGUCAUACACAAAAUUCAACCCGACGAUACUCUCACAUCCAUUGCUCUCAAAUAUGGCGUAACAGAAGAAGCCAUCAAACUGAAGAAUCGAAUAUUAUCCAGUGAUUUAAGUAUUUACAACAAAACAGAGCUUGAAAUACCUGAUCCCACUCAAUUACCGAAAGAACAUUUGAAACCAGAAGAAAUGACAGAGGAGGAACGCCAAAAGUUAGAAGAGAGGAAGAAGGCUUUUGCCUUAACACUUUUUAUGAAAUUAUGUUGUGUGUCGGAAGAUGAAGCACGAUAUUAUUUGUCUGUUCAUGAUUUUAAUUUUAAGGAAGCUGUCAAUGAAUUGAGGUCUGACUUGGAAUGGGAAAAAGAGUAUCAUGAGAAGCUUGAGAAAAAGAAGAGAAAGAAGCAAGUGAAUAAGAUGUUGAAUCAGUAUCCCAUUCUGUUGAGCAUUUCGAACUUGUUAUCCACAUGUUUUCCAAUUCAGAAAAGACCAGUGAAGAACAAUGUUAACUACCAAGACGUGGAAUUGGACAUGUUGCCGGAUGACAAUUUAAUAAACUAUGACAGUGAAUAG
Messenger RNA from Naegleria fowleri, 1191 nucleotides. RefSeq lists its product as uncharacterized. The transcript has a single exon. The record is from RefSeq and is a predicted model, not a curated record. Bases 1 to 1191 code for a protein of 396 amino acids. NCBI's taxonomy places the organism in Eukaryota, Heterolobosea, Eutetramitea, Acrasida, Naegleriidae.